Oryza sativa Japonica Group (Japanese rice) is the source of this 1006-nucleotide messenger RNA. NCBI's taxonomy places the organism in Eukaryota, Viridiplantae, Streptophyta, Magnoliopsida, Poales, Poaceae. The record is from RefSeq and is a predicted model, not a curated record.
GUCACUGUUUGGCUAGCUUAACCUUCCUGACAUCUAUCCUCUGGAUUGAACGGCAGGAGAUACCUAAGCUAGCUAGCAAUCUCUAUCGAUCUGUUUGUUUACAUGUUCAGUUAAAGGUUACUGAGAAAUGCCUAGAGUUUUUCCGGCUAGCUUCAUAAGUUAGUGGGUUAGCUGACCUAGAUUCAAAGUCUAAUCCUUUUAUUUAUUUGAUAUUAGAUAUCCUAACGUUUUUAGUUAGAGGUUAUUAAUUUGACAUGGCCGGCAGCGGCAGGGACGAUCCUCUUGUGGUUGGCAGGAUUGUGGGUGAUGUGCUGGAUCCAUUCGUCCGGAUCACUAACCUCAGUGUCAGCUAUGGUGCAAGGAUCGUCUCCAAUGGCUGCGAGCUCAAGCCGUCCAUGGUGACCCAACAGCCCAGGGUCGUGGUCGGUGGCAAUGACAUGAGGACGUUCUACACACUCGUGAUGGUAGACCCGGAUGCUCCGAGCCCAAGCAACCCUAACCUUAGGGAGUAUCUACACUGGCUGGUCACCGAUAUUCCUGGUACCACUGGAGCAACAUUUGGGCAAGAGGUGAUGUGCUACGAGAGCCCAAGGCCAACCAUGGGGAUCCACCGGCUGGUGUUCGUGCUGUUCCAGCAGCUGGGGCGUCAGACGGUGUACGCACCGGGGUGGCGCCAGAACUUCAGCACCAGGAACUUCGCCGAGCUCUACAACCUCGGCUCGCCGGUCGCCACCGUCUACUUCAACUGCCAGCGCGAGGCCGGCUCCGGCGGCAGGAGGGUCUACCCCUAGCUAGCUACGCAUGCCACCCGGCCUCCAUGCAUGCAGCAGCUAUAGCUAAGCUGAGACCUGCCUAGCUGUAUAUGCAUGCAGGCUCUUAAGUGUGUAUAUAUAAAUAAAUAAAUGUAUAUCUACUAUUAUAAAAUUAUAAAAAUAUAAAGAUGCUAGCGUUCAUGCAUUAGCUAGAUCGAUCGAUGUAUCAAGUUAUCAUAUUAUCUCUCCUCUAU